CCUUUACCUGGACCUGACCGUCCCUUCAAUCAGGCCAGAAAAAGGGGUCGCCCCAAAUCCCAAACCUCGAGCUUGGACGAACCCCAACCCAGACACUCCCCCAAACCUACCCAAGCUGAGAUGCUCCCUCAUGGGCAUGAUGAGACUCCGGACCCCCAUGUGCUCAACCCAGUGCUGGAUCACAGUCCCACCCUCACCAAUCCCUCUUGCCCCAACCCCACGCCCAGGAAACGAGGUCGCCCCAGACGGCUGCCCCCCUCCCCCCUCCUCCCCAAACAGACUCCCCAGGACCAGAACAGGGGUACACUGACCCCCUCUGGAGGUGAGGAGGGGGGUAAAGACUUCCCCUCUGAAAAGGGGAACAGGAAGCUGAGGAUGAGGAGCAUCAUCGGAGAGAUGAAGAGGAGGAAGAAGAGGAGGCUACUCAGGGAAAUGCUUUCUGGGUGUGGAGGGGGGAAGGAGGGGAGAGGAAGAGAGGGAGGUAGAGAGAACUCUCGUGGGUGUGCAGGAGGGGUGUGUGGGUCGGCCACAGCACCCUCCCUGUCCUCCUCCUUUGGGGGUAAACUAGGUCCCCAGAUCAACGUGAGUAAGAGGGGGACCAUCUACAUGGGGAAGAGGAGAGGACGCAAACCCAAAGCUCCAGCUAACUCUAACCCUGCCUCUCAGUCCACACUGUUCACCAGUCUCUCUAGUUCCUCGCUCUUCUCCUCUCCCCAGCCCCAUCCUCCCCUCUCUCACCCAUUCCCCUCCCCAUCUCUCACCCACUCCAGUGGAGCCCAGAGCCCUUACAGUGAUGGAGGCUGCACAGAACCUGCUCCCUCCCUCUUCCUCCCCCACACCUUCUCCCUCCCCUCACCCUCCUCCUCCUGCGCAUCGCCACGUCCUCUCUCCUCCUCCUUCUCCUCCUGCUCAUCCCUCUCUCCCUCCCUAAAGAGGAGUUCUCCAGGUCAGGGACGACAUCCUCUCUUCCACCAUCCCUCCAGCAGACUCUCUUCUCCUCUUCCUCACACUCUUUACCCCCAUCUGCCUGUCUUCCCCACACACCUGAAAGAGGCCACACCCUCACCUAUCAAUAAAUCACACAGCAAGGAGAUGUUGCCUAGUGAUAGUGUGAUUGGAAUGGACCACAACACUACCUCAGAGAGGGGGGAGAGGAGGGGCCGAGGGAGAGGGGGGGUAACCAUGGGAAUGACCUCAGAUGUCACCCGGUCAGUGUUCCGGACAGGUUUAGGGGUCAACCUGAAGGGUCAGAGACAACCCUCACCCUCCAUGUUACUAGAACACCCCCUGUACCCUCACCCAUCAGAGUGUCAGCCUCACCCCCCUCUCCCCCCUCUGCCUCCCCCAGACACACGCCUCCUUCUGACUUAG
Oncorhynchus tshawytscha (Chinook salmon) is the source of this 1371-nucleotide messenger RNA. RefSeq names its product histone-lysine N-methyltransferase ASH1L-like. The transcript has a single exon. The record is from RefSeq and is a predicted model, not a curated record. Lineage: Eukaryota; Metazoa; Chordata; Actinopteri; Salmoniformes; Salmonidae. The coding region runs from base 121 to 1371 and encodes 416 amino acids.